AUGGCCAUGGCGCCUGUGCCCAAACCGAGCAAAUUGGACCGUUAUGCGCCGGAUCUCGUUGCCCGAAAGACGCCGCGCCCAGAUAGGUACUAUCGGGGAUCACCGCCACGGAGUCCUCCUUCAUCGGUCAUCACAUUCCAUGGCAGCGAUGCUGGUACCCAAAAUCCAGCUUUGAGCAACACAGUGGCUAAGCCCGAGAAAGACAUCCGGAAUGCCAUUGCGCUGGAACACAAGUUCUUCAUGUCAGACGGCAAGUGGCAUAACUGGCACCAGGACGAUGACGCAGCUUUGGCUCGCCCGAAUUACUUCGUACCCUUCGUUUCCAUGUGGUCGAAGGGUCAUCCCCGCUUCCCCGAAGCCUCUUCAUUUCAUGACCAUUGGGGUAGGCAUGACCAUUGGAAUUGUGACAUCGACACCGAUACAGGCGUCUUCCUACCGCCCGUCGACUACCCUUAUACCAUGGCCAACGAAUCGAAGCUCGAUCCCGAGCUGGACUGGCGCCGGCAGAACUGGACCUCAGCACUUAUGAUGCGCCGGCGAAUGGAUCUGCGUCGCAAUCUGCGUUCCAACUCCCGUCCGCAGUCACAAACCCACCAGGAGGAAGAUUCUAGGCCGGAGCUUCAGCAAGACCCAAUGCUCGUUCACCCGAGUUGGUUUGUGACAGUUGACACACCAAAGCUCGAGCAGCCCGAGUACAUGCACUACGUACCACGGAUUCCCUGCUUUCUUCGCCCGGCUAAGAAGUCUGAUAUGGAGGGGGUGCACCUGAUCUACAACCAAGAGAUGCAGUUUGGUUUUCAGACACUCGACUUCCACUUUCUAUCAGCUGAGGACUUUGAGAAAAUUCUCAACACUACUGAGGAAUUGGGAUUUCCGUUUAUUGUAGCUGUCCGAGGCUCGGCUAGAGACCUGCGGUUGAAAGGGGGAAACAUCUUGCAUUCGCCCUACCGCCAAAUUACCCGUGAUGACUCUGACCGCCACGGCCAGAAGAGCGGUGAAAUCUUGGGCUUUGCGUUCCUGUCGGUAUGGGAGCUCGGACUCACAGGAAGUGGUACGGGAAGCAGCAGGGCUACUGCGAAACUCCAUGUCUUUGUUCACCACGAACACAGGCGCAAAAAGAUCGGCUUCUCGCUGAUGGACAUGAUUUUGACGACGGUGUCAGAUCGCUUCUCGUCGCAUUCCGGCUACGACUUUAUUGACGCUGACGAUAACCCCAUCUACAAGAGCCCCAAGAGUCACGAGCGAAAGUACUUUCGGAUCUAUGUCAACUACCUUGUCAAACACAAGCACAUAGCCGAGGGGAACAAGAAGCUUGAGGAGGAGCAGAAGGGGUACGAUGACGAUUUGGUUUGGGUCCGCAAGAUGCUGGAGGAUGGCCUCAAUUUUACCGAGAAGGUACGCUUUGAGGCAGUUCACCGCACUCCAAAGUGCCGCGAAGGCCCUGCCUUUUGGCUUGAUUCCGUGGUCUUUGAGCACACGUGCCAGUUUGACCCACGGUCUCUGGGCGAAUUUUGA
Molecule: messenger RNA, 1515 nt
Organism: Canariomyces notabilis
Lineage: Eukaryota; Fungi; Ascomycota; Sordariomycetes; Sordariales; Chaetomiaceae
Exons: 1
Coding region: 1-1515 (504 amino acids)
Source: RefSeq, a predicted model, not a curated record